This is a messenger RNA of Carassius gibelio (silver crucian carp), 5085 nucleotides long. RefSeq names its product interleukin-6 receptor subunit beta. NCBI's taxonomy places the organism in Eukaryota, Metazoa, Chordata, Actinopteri, Cypriniformes, Cyprinidae. The transcript has 15 exons. Gene Ontology annotation, cellular component: signaling receptor complex; external side of plasma membrane. Gene Ontology annotation, molecular function: cytokine receptor activity; cytokine binding. Gene Ontology annotation, biological process: cytokine-mediated signaling pathway. The coding region runs from base 162 to 2354 and encodes 730 amino acids. The record is from RefSeq and is a predicted model, not a curated record.
GUUGGUUGAGCGCGUGAUGUCGAAACACAUCAGAUCAUCACAUCAGAUCCCCUACCAUCAUGUCAUCAGCAUCUGCAGACAUUUAAUGUCUGUAAACAUUGGAAAGAUUUCAGCUCUCUGCAACUUUAUCCGUACAGCAGUUGACAGCCUUCAAGCCAGAGAUGAGCCAAAUGAAGCUGCCUCGAGCUGGACUUCUCCUCUGGAUGUGUGUAAUGAACAGGGUCCAGGACACAGCAACAGCAGCAGCAGCACUGUCAAUCACCCACUGUGUGAUCAGGCAGUACGUCGACAUCACCUGUUACUGGGAAACAACCGACCAGCACCUGAACAUCAACAGCUACAGGCUUCAGAUUAACAAAACCUCUUGUGAAAGUAAACACAGCUUCUUCCAGGUGGGUUUCUGUAAUACAGCAGGCUCUGACUGCUCCGUUCAGCCCAUCGACUCAGCGUUACACUGUUUCUGUGCGGAUGUGCUGGCGUCCACACGAACCGGAUCAAUACGAUCACCGCCGUACUUCUUCAGUGGGGUCAAUGCAGUGAAACUUCGUCCUCCACAGAUAACAUAUCUUACGCCAUCAAAGACAAGGUCUGGGUGUUUGCAGGUGACAUGGAAAAUGGUUGAGAGCUUUCUCCAGAAUGAAAAAAUCUACAUUCGGCUCCAAAUAGAGUACACGACACACAACCAGACCAGAUCCCAGACUACACAAGCCUUUUCCAAUGAGACAUUGGAGUUGUGUGACUUACACCCAGGAUCCAAGUAUACGGUGAGACUGAGAGCUCAGGACAGUCGAGCGCAUGCUCACUGGAGCUCAUGGACGUCUCUAGACACAACCACAGCAGAGAAAGCUCCGUCUGCAGCUCCUCGGCUCUGGAGACUCAUCCAUUCUGUGGAAGAAGCUGGAAGGAGACGCCUCAUCCUUGUCUGGAAGCCUGUGUCCUGGCCUGAGGUCAAUGGUGUAGUGCUCAGUUACUCUGCAACAUGUCGCAGUGAUCUGGAUUCAUCACAGUGGACUUGUGGCACUAUGGACGCAUCCAGACGCUCCUGCAUCCUUAAUAUCUCUGAUGAUCCCUGUCACUGCAGCCUGACAGCCACGAACUCUGCUGGGACGUCACCUCCAGCUCACAUCUCCAUACCUGCACAUACACAUGCAGAAGAACUCCCACCCCCUCAGGCUAUCAGUGUCACCCGAUUGGACGACACUAGACUGGUGGUGGAAUGGACAGCUGCACUGAGCCAAUCAGAGAGCGGCUUUGUGGUGCAAUGGGCUUCUGUGCCUUACACUGAACCAACUAGUUUGGACUGGGAACAUAUAAAUGAAACUGCAAGAAGCUUUAUUGUCUCAGGUCUUCUGCCAGAAGUCCCAUAUAAUCUGUCGGUCGUGAGUCUGUUUGGGCCACUGGCAGGAAGUGGCAUGUCAGUCAUUGCUUUCACACGGGAAGGAGCGCCCUCUGUCGGCCCAAAUAUAACAAUGCUGCAGACGAGCAGCAGCGGUGUUGUUCUGAAAUGGGAUCCUGUUCCUUUAGAGAAACUUCACGGCUUCAUCCAGAGCUAUACCAUACUGUACAGCAUAAAUGGCAAAGACAAAAGUGAGAAGGUAAGCGCUCAUGAUGAACAGAAAUCUCUCAGUGGACUGAUGGAAGGAACCUAUAACAUCUGUGUAAUGGCUCAUACUGCAGUAGGGGGCGCCACUGGGCCCUGUCAGCAGGUGGUUGUGGGCCUUGAGGAUGUACAAGUGAUUCCCAUACUGCUGUGUGCACUUCUGCUGUGUUUUCUGAUUCUAAUCAUCCCAGUAUGCAUGAGGGUGAGGAUUAAACAGUGUCUGUGUCCAACUGUACCAGACCCUUCUAAAAGCAGCCUGUCGGUCUGGUCCAACGCUAGAAUGUGUCAGCAUAAGCUACCAUCCCUGUCUGCCAUGAACUCUAUCAUCUCUAUGGGUCAAACUACAAUCUUUCAGGAUUAUGGUGAGAAGGACUACGUCCCUGUCCAGGUGUUCACCUACCACACUGUUCCACAAGACAGCAAUGAGACCAACAUCAGCACUUCUGCUGUAACACACCAGGACUCCACACUCCCAGCAGCUCAAGCUUUCCCCACACAUCUCCUCAACCACAGCUACACCAAACCAGGCCAAGUCACUCCUGCCGGAUACAAAGAAGACCCACAGCCCUCAUCUGACCAUCUCUUGUUUGAAUCGUUCUUCACCAACAAAAGAAAUCAAGCAGAUUUAUGCGACUACAUCCACGUGUCCCAGAGCCACGAGCCGGUCAUCACGACCAUAGAUGAGUACAGGACUCUCGACCUGAACGAGUGUCCGCAUUUCCGACAGGUUUUACCGGAGGACACCAGCACAUAGUUCACUGAAGCUUAAACAGUGAGUCUUACGGUAUGUGACUGGGGUUUCACAAUCCCACUCUCUCCAGCAAACUAAAACAUGAGCCCUCGUAUCAACCACCACCUCUGUGUGCUUUGUGUUUGGCAGAUAUACACAGGUUUAUGCAGUAACGGGAGAGUUGGAACGGCAUAAGGCUGGGUGCAAUUAAAAUCAGAAACUUGUCUACUCUGUAAUCUGUGUCCAGUGUAGACAUCCGCAGUUGAUCAUAAUAGUUGCACUGGAUUUACAAUAGAUUCAUGGGCUGGUUCAAGAGAUUGCAUCCGAUUGCUGUUCUGCCCGACACUUGAAUAUGAAUUGUGAACUUUUUCCAUCAGUCUUUUUAUCUGAGCACCUCCUGUCAGAUCUGGUCUAGGUCAAGGACGCCACAAGAGCACCGCUAGUCAUUUCCACAUGUGACACCUCUCUCACAAAACCUCUCUGGUCUAGAGUCAAAUCUGCAUAACCACUGACACCAGUUGCCAGAUGAGAGGAAAAUGUGAAUUUGCUUUGGUUGCAUGGAAACCUGGCCUAUAUUUGAUAGUUCUGAAGUCAAACAGUGCCAUUUUAUUUGUGACAUAAUAUUGUUUUCAAUUUUUUUAUUAGCAAAUGGUGCUUGAAAAAUACCAGUAUCCAUAUUAUUUUAAUUUUUUAUUUUGAUAUUUGGUUUAAUAUUACUUUUUUUAUAUACAUAAUUUGCCAUCUUAAAGCUGCAGUAGGUAACUUUUGUAAAAAUAUAUUUUUUACAUAUUUAUUAAACCUGUCAUUAUGUCCUGACAGUAGAAUAUGAGACAGAUAAUCUGUGUAAAAAUCAAGCUCCUCUGGCUCCUCCCAGUGUCCUAUUGCCAUUUGCAGAAAUUCAUCCGUUCCCGGUAAGAAAUCAACCAAUCAGAGCUGCGGUCCGUAACUUUGUUUGUGUUCAAAAUGUAGAAAAAUGUAUAUAAUAAGCAAGUACAACAUGAAUCCAUUUUCCAAACCGUGUUUUUAACUUGUCCUGAAUCACUAGGGUGCACCUAUAAUAAGUGUUUAUAUUCGGACUAUUUUAGAUUGCUUCGGGGGUACCGCGGCGGAGUAACCCAGUACCUUUGUGAUUCUUCAUAGACAUAAACAGAGAGAAGUAGUUCUGGCUACGAUGUUCUUCCGCAAGACGCAAGCAGUUCUGUUUAUUAACCGCUAGAGCAUCAAAAGUUACCUACCGCAGCUUUAAACCCUCUCAUUUCUGUUAACACAAUAAAAGACAAACAUACCUGGACAGGACAACAUGUUUCCCAGGUUAAAUCAUGGACACAGCUUGGAAUUAUGAAAAACUGGAUUUAAUUUUGUUUUUCAUUAGUGAGUAUUUCUGACGAAGCACUGCUGUUUGCGUUAUACCUGCUGUCUCCUGCUGUCUGCUCUGUACAGGUUUCCUCUGUUGUCAGACAAAAUAUUGUGUUAACUGGUUUUGGACAUCUGACAGAAUUUCAGUCUGUGAAUCAGACGGACUGGUAACCUGGAAAGCUGUAAAAAAACAACGACGACAUAACCCACCUGAUCUGCACUAAAUAUCGUUUCGUUUCCUUAUGAAAAGAUUUGAGCAAUGCCAUUCCAAAAUAAUGUCAAAGGUUUAUUUUUGUGAAAUAUAUCUGAAGAUAAAUUCUGUGGAAAAGGAAAGGACAGUGAGAGGGAGACUUGACACUCGGAACAUUUUGUUGGGAAUGCUGUGGCUUCAGGCCAGAGUUCACCACCGCUGGACCAUCUUUCCUGCGACUGGAAUUCCCGAUAAAGUCCCUCUUUGUUUGGACAGAGACGGGCCAGGGCAGUGUCAGACAUACAUCCGGAUCCAGAGAGUUGAUCUUUGGCGACAGGAGUGCAGAUCGGCCGUGUGCCAGAGCUGGUGCAGCAGUAUUUAUUGGGGAUGAAAUGUGCUGUUGUUGACAGUAGAUGGAUAUUCACACUGACCUGCCCGAACCGUGUGAAUCCAACCAUUCCAUCAGGAAUUUGUCAGCCUGUAAAUAUAACUAAAAAAGGGAAUGGAUUAUUGCUUAGCACAAUAUUUGUCAUCCCUGUAGUGAUGCUGAGAAACUCAAGGCACGGUUCAGUAUGUAUACAUUCUGAUAAAGCACAUGCCAUUGAUAUUUGUUUAAUAAACAGAUGCAUUAACCCCCCCACCCCCCCAAACCCACCCAGGGGCAAUAUCACACUUGAACAACACAUAACACCUCAUUAUAACUUCAUCUGUAAAAAAACACAUAUGCACAAAAUUCUGUCUAUGGGAAUUUUUUCUUUUUCUAUAUAUUUUUAUUACUAUUGUUAUUUAUAAUUUAUUGUAUAUUCUGUCAUUUUAUGAAUGUCUGCACUUUCUUUGUAUUUCCUGUACCAGAAGCUCCUAACACAAAGACAAAUUCCUUGUGUGUGUGGGAACACACUUGGCAAUAAAGCUCUUUCCGAUUCUGAUUUUGUUAACUUUGGGUAUUUCUGUAUUUAACUUCCCUAAUGUCAACAGAACAAUAGCACAACCUGACAAAACAUCCUUGGGAAGAAGGAAAAAGGUUCAUAAAAGGGCAUAAUAGUUAAAUAAGUUUUUUUUUUUUUUUUUGUGAAUUGUGUCCUUCAUACAAAAUAUCAUAGGAUUGUUGCUAUAGCUGUUGUAACUAGUGAUGACAAUAAAACAUACAUUCACACAGUGUAAAGUUGACUGCAUAAUGAAAGUAAAAGCCUGGUUUAUGUUAUUGGGAAA